UUAUGAGCCAAGUCUAGUUGAUUUUACAGUCUUCACCGACGUAGGAAAAGCUCCAGACAGCACCAAAUAUCCUCACGCAGCACGUUGGUACGCUCACAUAUCAUCCUACGCUGGUUCACUCCCCAAAGGCGAAAUCCCUAGCGAUAUCCCCAAAGAAGACGCCGAAGCCGAAAGAUUGAAAGCACAGAGAUUGGCCGAGUAUCAAGCAAAAAAAGCCGCAAAACCCAAAGUUAUUGCCAAGAGUAUGGUUACAUUGGACGUGAAGCCGUGGGACGAUACAACGAAUAUGGAAGAGAUGGAGAAAUUAGUCAAAGGGAUUACAAUGGAGGGUUUGGUUUGGGGAGCAUCGCAACUAGUGGCUGUAGGAUAUGGUAUAAAGAAAUUGCAGAUUAACUGUGUUGUAGAAGAUGACAAAGUUGGCGUUGAUGAUCUGGAGGAGAAAAUUACUGCGUUUGAAGACCACGUGCAGAGUGUUGAUGUAGCUGCAUUCCAAAAGUUGUAA
Messenger RNA from Paraglomus occultum, 502 nucleotides. The record is from the annotation of a GenBank genome assembly. Lineage: Eukaryota; Fungi; Glomeromycota; Glomeromycetes; Paraglomerales; Paraglomeraceae.